AUGACGCCCUUGGAAUUGCGCCACAGCGCGCACGUGGAGUCGGCACCUGCCGUCGGCAUCCGUACCGCAGAAUGCCGCAGAAUGCCGCCACCGAGCAUCAUCCCGGCAGUGGCAGCAGUGGCAGUAGCAGGCCCAGCGACGCUCGGCAGCGGAAUGGCGGCGAUAGAGGCGCUGGAGGCUGCGUGUUGCACCCAGGCAAAAGAGAGGUCCCCAGCAAUGCACCCAAAAAAGAUUCAGGCGGCAGGGAGCGACCUAGAACCGAAGGAGGAGGAGGGCGAGGAGGAGGAGGGCGAGGAGGAGGAGGACUUCAUUGAUGUCGAAGAGGAUGAGGAUGAAGAGGAGGAGGGCGUCGGCUCGCUCGCUCGUUCCGUCGUACAGGUCCGCACGUUGCACCGAGUGCCAAACUUCAUCCGGCCGUGGGAAGAGGGCCAUGACGCGGAGUCGAGAUCCAGCGGCUUCGUGGUGGAGGCGGGGGUGGUUUCGGAGUCGGAAGGCCCCCCGCGGCGGCAGCUGUUGCUGAUGACCACUGCUGGUAGUGUGGAGUUUGCUCGCAAGGUGGAGGUCUGCCGGGCAGCAGAUGACGCCAUGCCGUACACUGCCUCUGUGGUGGCCGUGUGCCUGGAUCUAGACGUAGCGCUCCUACGGGUGGACGAGCCAGGGUUCUGGGGGCCGUACGAUAGGGGCACAAGCGGCAUUGGUAGCGCCGCUAGGGGCGGCAGUCGCCGGCGCAGCCGCGGACGCCAGGCAUCUGCCGUACACGACGAGGAUGAGGCUGAUGACGACGGAUCUAGCAGUAGCAGCAGCAGUACGGCACUUGUACCGAUACAGCUGGACCGUGGCCUACCUCACCUCCGAAAGCCGGUGGUGGUUGCAGGCUUCACGCUGGGCGGCGGCAGCCUGUGUUUCACGCGCGGUGUGGUGUCACGCAUUGAGGUGGUGGAGUACUCCCACAGCGGGCGGGCGCUGCUGGCGCUGCAAGUAGACGCGCCGCUCAACAACGGCGGCUGGGGGGCGCCCGCCGUGUGCCCCGCCAGUGGCCGGUGUGUGGGUAUGGCCUUCCAGAAGUUCACCUCUCAGACGUGGAUGGAGAGGUAUGAUGACGUGGCGUCCGAGGUGUACCAGGACGACGGGGGAGGAGAGGAUGGCGACGGCGGCGGCGACGGGGGAGGGGGAGGGGAGGAGGGUGACGGCGACGACGGGGGGGGAGCUCCUGGCCAGGAGUACGACGAGGACGCUGAGAACAUCGGCUAUCUGGUCCCCGCGCAGCUGCUACAGCUCGUGUUGGACGACUACAGCCGCCAUAUGUCCUACCAGUACGCAUUCACAUCAUCCUCACCGCACAGCCCUCCUCAUCCUGCUACUGCCACCACAGCCGCCGCCGCUUCCCGUCGCGGCCUCAGCGGCACCGGCGCGAAGCGCGGCAAGGGCAGUGGCGGCGCACGCGCCGCCACGGCCGCGGCUUCGGGUUCAGAUUCUGGGGUUGUGACCCGUGGGUCUGCUCCGCUGUACCUGGAUGGGCGGCCGCGGCUGGGUCUGCGGUACCAGCGCCUGGAGUCCCCGGCGCUGCGGCGGUCUCUGGGGUUAUCCCGUGGGGAGUCCGGUGUCCUGGUGACGGGUGUGGACCCGACAGGCUCAGCGGCAGGGGCGGUGCAGGUCCAUGACGUGCUGCUUGCGGUGGGCGGUAGGCAGGUAGCCAACGAUGGCACCACUCUGCUCUGGCCGGGUCAGCGAGUUCUGUUCGGCCACUGGCCGGCAGUUGCGCAAGUGGGGGAGCUACUGACCGUCAAGGUGCUCAGAGGGAGGACGCGGCUAGAGCUCCAAGUCAGGCUUCGUGGCGCGGGUGACUCCUUCCUGCCCGUGUCCCUAGGUCCCUCCAGGCGGCCCAACUUCCUGGUGGUGGGGCCCUUGGUGUUCACCGCCUUCUCAUUGCCGCUGUGGUACGAGCUGAGCUGGUCGCGGCGGCACUUGGCGAGCGCUGCAUCACGGCGGUCCGUCCACUCGGGUUUGGUGCCCAUACUGGGUGCCAUGGAGUGGGGCCUGCCUGCGGAAGGUGAGGGUGAGGAAGUGGUGGUGCUGACGGAGGUGCUCGGCUGCGGGGAGGAUGGCGGCGGAGAGGAAACGUCCUCCUCCUCCUCUUCUUCUUCUUCUUCUUCUCCUUCUUUGGGAGGGGCCCUUGAAGACGAGCAGACGACAGCGGCCACCAUCACCACCACCACCAGUGGCAGUAGCAGUACGGUGAUUACAGAUGGAGGCGGGGGUGUAGGUGAGGAGGCGGCGGCAUGGUCGCGGCUGCUGCAAGGUCCCAGUCGUCUGGCCUCUGUCAACGGUCAACGGUGCCGUAACCUGUUCCUGCGCUUCUGUUUUGAGCCUGGUGGCGAUCGCGGUGUCGACAGUGAAAGCAAUGCGAGUAGCAGCGGCCGCAGCAGUGGCAGUGGCGGUAGUGGUGGUGGUCCCGGGGUAACCCGGGGGAGCUGGCUGGCGGUCCUGGACUCGUCCCGUGUCGCCGCCGACACGCGGGCGGUGUUGAAACACCACUCCCUGAGUGCGGCCAUGUCUGGGGAGCUCAGGAGACGUUUGUUCACGAACUGGCCCUUCGAGUCGGGUGCCCCGGCCAGCGGCACCCCCCGACAGCGGCGGCGGCAGGGCCGCAGGGUGGGGCUGUCGGGGCGCAGAUGCGUUGAUCUGUUGUCCACGUAA
Molecule: messenger RNA, 2697 nt
Organism: Volvox carteri f. nagariensis
Lineage: Eukaryota; Viridiplantae; Chlorophyta; Chlorophyceae; Chlamydomonadales; Volvocaceae
Exons: 16
Coding region: 1-2697 (898 amino acids)
Biological process (GO): proteolysis
Molecular function (GO): serine-type endopeptidase activity; protein binding
Source: RefSeq, a predicted model, not a curated record